AUUAUUAUUAAAUAUCAUUUGUAAUUAGUUAAAACCGGAAGCGACCGUAUCUCAUUUCAAUCUCAAUUUGUAAUGUAUCAGGUACUAGUAAGGGACGCACAUAAAAUCAAUCUGUUCAUGAACCUUUUAAUCAAACCAUUUUAACUUGCCCCCUAUAACUAGGGAAAAGUGGACUUCACAUUUAAUAUGUGCAGGGCACCUCUACCUACCCUUUUAGGGCCUUAUGCUACGUGGUCUUUUUCAUUCAAAUGAUGCACGAGAACUCGGUUAAAUAUAUGCAUAGCAGCAGUCGCUAUUUAUACACAUAUUUCCACUAAUUGUAUUUAGAGGGCAUUCAGCAUUACCAAUCUUUACUCAAUCAACGAGGCCGAGCAAACGAGGUCGCAAGGAGACUUGUUUCAAAUAUUUAGGUUCAUAUCAACCUACUAAAUAAAUGCGUCGCCAAAGUACCUAAUACAUAUUAGGUAAUCUAUUACAUUAGACAUCUACUCGCUGUUAUAUUAAGGAUCAAUGAACUCUGUAAGUAGGUACCUACUUUUAAUAUGCGAUACAAACUAUUACCAGAUUUUAAGUACUAGGUAGCAAAUAUUUUUUAUAUAACAUACGGGCCAAAAUGUCAAACUCACCAAAUACUUAUUUCAAGAAUAAAAAUAUGUGCUAAUUAAAUAGUCUGAAUAACGGAAAAUUUAAUAAAUUUUCAGUUCCUGUAAGAAUUGAACGCCUGGCAGCUAAUAAUGCGGGAUGUUUCAAUUAUAAUUUCUAACAUUUGAAAUUAAAUACUUAUCAACAAUAAUGCAUCAAAAUUGUAUCUACUAAUUCUAUUGAACAGUACAGUAUUUACCUCUAUAAGUUGUUUCUGAGGAAAUAAGUAAUAUCUGACAAGACUGAGCUCUCUCUCCAUACGGAUGCAUUAUGCAACCGCAUUCUAUCCCGCAUCAUAAAAUUAAAUUAUAUAAAACACAAUGGAGCCAUGCUUUAUGAUAUUACUUGAACGUAGCGACUUCUUUAUACAGCUUGCUUUACGUGUUCUGGACUAGUGCCAAGCUUUCUCAAUAAGCUUUCUCUAAAUUGCUCCCUCACAUCUUGUGGUUUACGUCUACUGUAGUGACAUUUUUUAUGAAUCAUCAUUUUAUUUACCUUGACUGUGUGACUUUAACUUAGCAUUUUUUAUCGUAAUCAACUUUCAUUUUGUUAAUAUUAUAUUUUGGAGGUAUUAUACUAUAGCGCCUACUGGUUUCGAUACCUAUAAUACAUUUGCGAAAACCGUCAAAUACAUCAUCACUUUCGCCGAACACUAUCGCGAAUUCAUGCAUUUAAAAAUGAUGCAAACGUGCGGCAGUGUCACGAGUCACGACUGUCACCAGCCAUCAUCGAUGCAAUAGCUCCUUUCUUGUUUCGUCAAAAAAGUCAGUGCUGUACUAACGUUGCUGAAUACUAACUUCUAUUACUUUAAAUGAGAACCAGUAAUUUGCAUUUGCGUACACAAUGUCAAUUUACAUUAGUAAGAUGUAAUGACGUUAAUUGUUGUCAAUGAGUAAGUAGCUACAUAUCUACAUGUCUAUUUCUUUACGUCUGUUAUAAAUUACUAUUGAAAAUUCUAGAUUUGUAUUAUUUAAUUUAUCUAUUAGGUACAGAAUCGCACGUUAUCUAUUCUGAAUUGUAUUAUGAAAUAAACAAGCCGAUAAAAUCUUAAACAUUGUUGCCGUACGAACAAUUGCACAUUUUACUUUCUGGAGAGCGUUCACACGCGCGGUCCCGACUGGCAUCCAGAAUCCCUUUGUAAAAACUUUCGUUUGGUUCAUCGAACUUACUUUCACCUAUUGUAAGCACAUGCUCUCAUCGGAAUGCACUUCAAUUAUACUUGUUAGCACGUCCCACGUAUUAAAUAUAAUACCUAUUGUAAGUUAUGUAUUAGAUAUUAGUGCUUCUCGCUGGAAAUGGAAAUUAGCUUUCAUUUCAAGACCGUCCAAUCAUUUUACACGUCUAUAAAAUCUACGAUCACACAUAUAUGUGGGAAUUAUUAUAAUGGGUUUUAUGUAAAGAGCGACAGAUCCAGACAUUUAACGAUGAAGUAAAACAAAUGGUCAAAACUGCUUUCAUUGGUAAAAUUCUCUUAAUUCUUGGCACGCAUCUCUUCGUUGAGAUGAUGACUUUACUUUCAUUCUUAAAUUCAUUAACGUGCAACGGGAGUUUAGAUAUAACGUAAUAAAGACCAUAUUAAAUGUAAAUUAAGUGGAGUUGAGCGUCUGCUGGUCGAGGUUGAGGGCGCGACGUGGUUAUUGCUCAGAUUUUUCUCAUUUGCCAUUCAGUGUCCGUGUCGCGCUGCCCAAGCUAUCUAUAGUGAAGUAUAAAUAGUGUUAGUAGCCGGCCUGGACGCCGGAAAACGUGUACGCAUAUCUAAACAAUCUGAUUAAUCCUAAUAUCUUGGUGUGUCUUAUGAAAUAAGCUUGUACAAAGGAGAUAAAACGGUUUAUAAUUUCUAUUUUGGCUUGCAGGUUUCAAAUAAUGCCUUUAUAUAAAAGUUAUGACAAACAAAUUCUUAAUAGGCCAUAAUGACAUUAACGGGGAGUUUUGAUGACUCCAUAACAACUGAUAACUUUGAAAGAUCGAUCAAUUUGGACUCGCUAUAUUGUUCUCAUCUUUGGAAGAAUAGCAAUUUACGUAGUGCAAUUAUUACUGCACCGCCUAAGGAUAGGAAUGUAAUAACAUACUGUUACACUUGUAAAGGCAAAAUAAGAAAAUAUGAAUUGAAAUCACCAAGAAACUUCACGCCUCAUAAUCAUUCCACUCCUAAUAAAGACAUAGCAAUAGAAAAAGAUGAAGCAUUCGUAAAUAACCGACAAGAUGAAACAAACUUAGGCCAACCAGUUUGUUCGUAUAACAAUAACAUUUCAAGAGACAUAGAAUCAGACCACACAAAUGUGGAAAAUAAACUACGCAUUCCUUCCAUUUCUCAACAUAUUGAUUCCAGCUUUAGACAAAAAUUUACUUCCUAUGAAAUGGCUUCUAAUGACGUGAGUCGACAGAGACUGAGAAAAAACCUACGAGGUUUUGGAUGUAUAGUUAAUUUUGCUUCGGCAGAUAGUCCUGUGAAAAAGAGAACUCAAAUACAAGCCUGCUCAAUAAGUGUGAUGAUUGUAGCUAUUGUAAUUAUAAGUUUUAUUUUGGUCAAUUUUACUAAUCCUAAUUUAAAAGGUAUGACCAACAAGAUUAGUACAACCGUAGUGCCAACAAAAAAUAGAGAUAUCAAUGUAACAGCUUCGACUAAUCCUAAUGUUCAUAUGGAGCUGCCAUCAGAGUCAGAUAAUUCAAGCACUGAAGAGUAUUUUACUACUACUCAGCCAGCCAAUAGUUUUAGUACGGAGAAUUCUUCACUAAUUAGCGUAAUAUCAAAAAUUCGUAAAAAUAUUAGAACAUAUCCAAAAUUUACAAGUAAAAUCAACGAAAGUGAAAGACCUAAAGACGUCAAUAAUCGAGACAUAUCCCAAAGAUUUUGCUCGUGCCAAAAAAAUGAAAUCUGCAUGUUGGAUGAAAACAGUGGCACUUCCGUCUGCAGAAAACCAAUAGAUAACGACGACCCGACAGGUUGCGGAGGGUUGUGCGCCCUAGAAACGGAAGCUUGUCAGCUAGUAGAUAAAGUACGAGGAGUGCGCGUGUGCCGCUUGUUGACGUUAGUGACGUGUUCACCAGAUGAAUGGCGAUGUCGCAAUGGUCUCUGCGUACCAGCGGAAGCUCGGUGUGAUGGUUCUAUUCAAUGUUAUGACCGAUCUGAUGAAACUUACUGUGAAUGUGAUCUGACGAAACAGUUCCGCUGCGGUCACUCCAUAUCUUGUUUCUCACAUACAAAAUUAUGCGACGGAGUUAUUGAUUGCUGGGAUGGAUAUGAUGAAGUGAACUGCACAACUGAAUGUCCUGCUGACCAGUUUACUUGUACUGAUGGUCAAUGCAUUUCGAGCUCAAGAUUUUGUGAUGGACUAGCUGAUUGUGCUGACGGUAGUGAUGAGCCUGAUGGAUGUGGCGGCAACUGUGGUGCUCAUGAAAUUCGUUGUAAGAAUCAUCGCUGCGUACCACGUACUGUACAAUGCGAUGGUACGGACAAUUGUGGAGACCUCACUGAUGAGAUGCAUUGUCCGAAAUAAUAAAAUACAAAUUGAAUUACGUAGUAGUUAUGUAACGUAGAUAAUUCAAGUACAGACUAUUAAUUUGCCACGUAAAUGAGGAUUUUUAAAUAAAUGGAUUUUCGUAAAAGUCUG
Spodoptera frugiperda (fall armyworm) is the source of this 4253-nucleotide messenger RNA. RefSeq names its product atrial natriuretic peptide-converting enzyme. Gene Ontology annotation, molecular function: protein binding. The record is from RefSeq and is a predicted model, not a curated record. Bases 2553 to 4139 code for a protein of 528 amino acids. The transcript has 5 exons. NCBI's taxonomy places the organism in Eukaryota, Metazoa, Arthropoda, Insecta, Lepidoptera, Noctuidae.